Molecule: messenger RNA, 1804 nt
Organism: Homo sapiens (human)
Lineage: Eukaryota; Metazoa; Chordata; Mammalia; Primates; Hominidae
Gene: SLC16A13
Product: solute carrier family 16 member 13
Exons: 4
Coding region: 369-1649 (426 amino acids)
Biological process (GO): monocarboxylic acid transport; transmembrane transport
Cellular component (GO): plasma membrane; Golgi membrane
Molecular function (GO): transmembrane transporter activity
Source: RefSeq, marked validated
ACACGGAAACUGGCGCGCUCCAGGGGUGGGGCCCAAACUCAGUUCCACCCUCUGGCUCCCAGCCGAACACCGAACCGGGACCGAUCCGGCCCCGGCUUGAACUAGCUCAGCUCCGAGCUCGCGGAACCACGCCCCCGGGAGACUCUGGCCCGGCCAGCGCGGGCCAGGUCUUCAGUCCUAUAUCGCCCCGCCUUGGGAAAAGGUGCAGGGGCCUCUCGCCGCCUCGUCGGGCCCUUCCUCUCUACCUGCCUCUCCAACCCCUCUCGGCCCCGAGCCACCCGGCAGCGGGGGUGGGUGUGCAGAGGUGCGGCGUCCAGAACCCGGCUCCUGCAGAGGCUCUGGGUGGCAGCAGCCCUGUUACCGCUUAGAUGGCGCGCAGGACAGAGCCCCCCGACGGGGGCUGGGGAUGGGUGGUGGUGCUCUCAGCGUUCUUCCAGUCGGCGCUUGUGUUUGGGGUGCUCCGCUCCUUUGGGGUCUUCUUCGUGGAGUUUGUGGCGGCGUUUGAGGAGCAGGCAGCGCGCGUCUCCUGGAUCGCCUCCAUAGGAAUCGCGGUGCAGCAGUUUGGGAGCCCGGUAGGCAGUGCCCUGAGCACGAAGUUCGGGCCCAGGCCCGUGGUGAUGACUGGAGGCAUCUUGGCUGCGCUGGGGAUGCUGCUCGCCUCUUUUGCUACUUCCUUGACCCACCUAUACCUGAGUAUUGGGUUGCUGUCAGGCUCUGGCUGGGCUUUGACCUUCGCUCCGACCCUGGCCUGCCUGUCCUGUUAUUUCUCUCGCCGACGAUCCCUGGCCACCGGGCUGGCACUGACAGGCGUGGGCCUCUCCUCCUUCACAUUUGCCCCCUUUUUCCAGUGGCUGCUCAGCCACUACGCCUGGAGGGGGUCCCUGCUGCUGGUGUCUGCCCUCUCCCUCCACCUAGUGGCCUGUGGUGCUCUCCUCCGCCCACCCUCCCUGGCUGAGGACCCUGCUGUGGGUGGUCCCAGGGCCCAACUCACCUCUCUCCUCCAUCAUGGCCCCUUCCUCCGUUACACUGUUGCCCUCACCCUGAUCAACACUGGCUACUUCAUUCCCUACCUCCACCUGGUGGCCCAUCUCCAGGACCUGGAUUGGGACCCACUACCUGCUGCCUUCCUACUCUCAGUUGUUGCUAUUUCUGACCUCGUGGGGCGUGUGGUCUCCGGAUGGCUGGGAGAUGCAGUCCCAGGGCCUGUGACACGACUCCUGAUGCUCUGGACCACCUUGACUGGGGUGUCACUAGCCCUGUUCCCUGUAGCUCAGGCUCCCACAGCCCUGGUGGCUCUGGCUGUGGCCUACGGCUUCACAUCAGGGGCUCUGGCCCCACUGGCCUUCUCCGUGCUGCCUGAACUAAUAGGGACUAGAAGGAUUUACUGUGGCCUGGGACUGUUGCAGAUGAUAGAGAGCAUCGGGGGGCUGCUGGGGCCUCCUCUCUCAGGCUACCUCCGGGAUGUGACAGGCAACUACACGGCUUCUUUUGUGGUGGCUGGGGCCUUCCUUCUUUCAGGGAGUGGCAUUCUCCUCACCCUGCCCCACUUCUUCUGCUUCUCAACUACUACCUCCGGGCCCCAGGACCUUGUAACAGAAGCACUAGAUACUAAAGUUCCCCUACCCAAGGAGGGGCUGGAAGAGGACUGAACUCCACAGAGUCAGGCCCAGAAAGCCAAAGCUUGACAGCUCCAGGUCUUCUCUUGCCACGUCUUGGUCUCCACAGAACCACAGUGCCUUAAGAUUCUUGAUCUGCCUCCCCCUAGAGCAGGCCUGGGGCUCCUGCAAUGUGUGUGCCAACCCUU